AAACUCGGAUCCUUCUUAUCUCCCGCUCGUUCCCUUCCCCCUCUCCCUCCCAUCCACACAGUGAAUCCACCAGAUGGCGCUCACCGUGAGCAGCGGCGGCAUNGGAGCCGGUAUCCGCUGCGUCAACCUUACCCACGGCUCCCGUACACCCUCCACUGCGUUCCGACACGUGACCUCCACGUGGCCUCCGCCGCCAAGAAGGUCUCCCAGACCGGCCUGUUCGACAGCAAGAAACGCCGGAGCCUCGUCAAUGGGAUGCUCUCGGCUUUCGGAAUCGUUUUCGCGUUGAUUUCCGGUGGAAUAAUAGCGGUGGCGACGUAUAACGAAGGAGCGAGGGAUUUCAAAGAGACACCAGUUUACAAAGAAGCGAUUCAGUCUCGGGACCUGAUUGAUGAAGCAGACAGUUCGAGUUCUGAAGAAGUGUUCGAAUCCAAUCCGACAGAAGUGGCGCCUACUUUGGAGUAGUUCAGUUCGGAUUCAGUUCCAAUAACUUCGCUGUAACUAAUGGUGUUUCCACCGGAACAACUGAGUUUGUGUGUUCAUAUGUUACAGAACCAAACUGAAGCAGCUCUCAAGAUACCUGAGUAAAAGAGAUUACUGUUCUUGCCUUCGUUUUUUUUUUUUUUUUUGGGUUGAAUUCCAUUGCCUUGGUUAUUGUACACAAAGGAAGUUUUUCUUGAUCAAGAUCAUGAAGUUUAGAGCU
Tarenaya hassleriana is the source of this 703-nucleotide messenger RNA. RefSeq lists its product as uncharacterized. The transcript is spliced from 3 exons. NCBI's taxonomy places the organism in Eukaryota, Viridiplantae, Streptophyta, Magnoliopsida, Brassicales, Cleomaceae. The annotation marks the transcript as partial. The record is from RefSeq and is a predicted model, not a curated record.